Molecule: messenger RNA, 1365 nt
Organism: Camellia sinensis
Lineage: Eukaryota; Viridiplantae; Streptophyta; Magnoliopsida; Ericales; Theaceae
Product: E3 ubiquitin-protein ligase AIRP2
Biological process (GO): protein ubiquitination
Molecular function (GO): ubiquitin protein ligase activity
Source: RefSeq, a predicted model, not a curated record
GAGAGAGAACAGAAGAAUCGAAGAAUACAGAAUCCGAAACAAACACUAGAGAGAGAAAGUAGAGAGUCUAGAGAGAGAGACACACACACAGAGUGAGGGUUUUGCGCAGUUUUGAUGAAGAUUUAUUGGGGUUUGGAUUGGAGUGAGAUAGUGUGAGUAGAUGAUUGAUUGAUCGAUCGAUGCUGAUGAGUGUUUGUUUCUGAGGAAAAUUUUUUCUGAUUAGAAUUGGGUGGGUAAAAAGGAGAAGGAGAUGUACGCAGGGUCCAUGCGAAAGUCCUUCAAGGAUUCUCUCAAAGUCCUUGAAGCCGAUAUUCAGCACGCCAACACACUGGCGUCUGAUGUUCCCAGGGAGUAUGACGGUGCCUGUCUUCAAAUGAGAAUGUCCUACAGUCCAGCUGCACACCUGUUCCUUUUCCUAGUACAGUGGACAGACUGCCACCUUGCUGGUGCCCUUGGACUGCUGAGAAUUCUUAUUUACAAGGUUUAUGUUGAUGGCACCACAACCAUGUCUACCCAUGAAAGAAAAGCAAGUAUAAGAGAAUUUUAUGCGAUUAUUUAUCCCUCGUUGCUGCAACUUCAAAGUGGGAUUACUGAUACAGAAGACAAAAAGCAAAAGACAGUAUGCAUGGAAAGGUACAGAAGAAAAGAUGAUGAAGAACAGAGGCAAUAUUCGGAUAUAGACAUUGAAAGAGAAGAAGAAUGUGGAAUUUGCAUGGAGAUGAAUAGUAAGAUUGUCUUGCCCAACUGCAACCAUGCCAUGUGCUUGAAAUGCUACCGCCAGUGGCGCACACGAUCUCAGUCGUGCCCUUUUUGCCGUGACAGUUUGAAGAGAGUGAACUCCGGUGAUCUCUGGGUAUUUAUGGACGGUAGGGAUGUAAUUGACAUGGCAGCAAUAACACGCGAAAAUCUUAGACGGCUGUUCAUGUACAUAGAUAAGUUGCCUCUUGUUGUUCCUGAUACACUUUUUGACCCUUAUGAUUCUCAUCUAAGAUAGACAGUUGGUCCCAUUUAAAUCCACCACUGUGGACUUCGCAUGAGAAGAAUUUAUUUACAUAAAGACUGUCAUUCGGUCAAUUUAGAUUAAAAUUGCAGUUCUUUCCUAGUGCUUCUGAUUAGAGGAACCCAACUUUGGUUAUUGUGGGCACUGGGCAGAGGGUUUGAUUUGAAGGUGAGAUAGUCUUCACUGAAAGGUGUUUGUAAAUGUAUUUAACCAAAUUGUACAUGCAUGUAUAGCUUGAACUUACGUUGUUUCGGAAAACCUUCUUGUUUCUCUGUUGCUUCUCUUUUAUCCUUUCAUGUUUGCUGAAUAUAUUGCCUCCUGAAGUUUUGUUUGUAUGUCAAAUAAUAUACUCACCUUUUUUGAUA